AUGUCGCGGCCAAAUCCUUUCCUGAAUUUAUUCAGGCGGUAUUAUUCACAUCAUGGAUUCAAUGCAAACCCAAAGAUGUCACUCAGGCCCUCAACACGAGCUCAAUGCCCUCGUCAACGUUUCCACGACCAGUUCCGGCUCCAUCAGAUGCAGUUCCGCCGUCGGAUGAGCAGCAAACCGGACGAUGGACCGACGCCGCUCGACCCUAAUUUUAUCUCCAUCCUCGACCGGCCGACGAGGAUGGCCAGAGUAGGGAAGCAACACGGUCCUGGUCUCAUCAUUCUCGCUAUAAUACCAAUUGCAGCGUUCUGCUUGGGGUGCUGGCAGGUCCAACGUCUGGGCUGGAAAACAGAACUGGUCGCGCGAUUUGAGGAUCGACUGACCUUUCCGCCUCUCGAGCUGCCGCUGCGAGUAGAUCCGGAUGCGAUAAAGGACUUUGAUUAUAGGAAGGUUUGGGCGAAAGGUGUGCUAAGGCAUGAUCAGGAGAUCUUAAUCGGGCCGCGGUUGCAUGAGGGAGAGGAUGGGUAUAUCGUCGUUACGCCUCUUGAGCGGGAGGACUCUAGAGGCCGCAAGUCUAAGAUCUUGUGUUGUAGGGGGUGGAUUAAUAAAAAUGUUGCCAAGCAAUGGUAUAGGAAACAAAACGGAGCAUUGCCUGAGGGGGAGGUCGUGAUUGAAGGGUUAUUGAGGCAACCGCCGAAGGGGAAUAUGUUCACGCCCCAGAAUUUCCCGGAAGAGGGGAAAUGGUUCUUCCCGGAUGUACAGCAGAUGGCUGAGUACACUGGGAGCCAGGCGGUUUGGGUAGAGGAGACAAUGACUCCAGACUUACUCGUUUCAUACGAGAGAGAGCCUAAGGGAAUUCCGAUCGGGAGACCUGCAACCGUAAAUCUCAGAAAUAAUCAUACACAGUACAUUUUCACAUGGUAUGCGCUAAGCCUAGCAACCUCGAUCAUGUUCUGGAUGGUCGUGAAGAAGCCACUGUCCGGCACUCAGCGGCGGGUCAAACACAGUCUAGACUGGUCUUGAGUGACCAACUCAAUUAGACGCAUUAGCUCCACCUUCACUCCCUAUCUUCUUCCUCGAUUGUCUCCAUGCGCUUCCUCUUCUGUCUUCCCCCCUUCAGCUUCGGCAGAGGCUCCAUUCGAAGUUCUUGCAAUAGCUCCCUUGGAAGCAUCUUCUGCGCGAGAGAAAAGCACGUGUUAGUGGCCGUGAUUUGACGU
This is a messenger RNA of Lindgomyces ingoldianus, 1217 nucleotides long. RefSeq names its product SURF-family protein Shy1. The transcript has 3 exons. Gene Ontology annotation, cellular component: membrane; mitochondrion. Gene Ontology annotation, biological process: mitochondrial respiratory chain complex IV assembly. NCBI's taxonomy places the organism in Eukaryota, Fungi, Ascomycota, Dothideomycetes, Pleosporales, Lindgomycetaceae. The record is from RefSeq and is a predicted model, not a curated record. The coding region runs from base 1 to 1023 and encodes 340 amino acids.